This is a messenger RNA of Uncinocarpus reesii 1704, 1743 nucleotides long. RefSeq lists its product as uncharacterized. The record is from RefSeq and is a predicted model, not a curated record. NCBI's taxonomy places the organism in Eukaryota, Fungi, Ascomycota, Eurotiomycetes, Onygenales, Onygenaceae. The transcript is spliced from 2 exons. The coding region runs from base 1 to 1743 and encodes 580 amino acids.
AUGGCGGGAGAAACACGUACGCUGCAAGCUCAGCUUGAUGGCUAUGCAGUUGGCAUGCAGCUGGACGAUGGAUUUGGCCACCAGGGAAAUGCAUCGAACCCCCAUUUCAUUCUUUCUGGUCCCGGUGGGCAACCAACCCCCAAUGGUAAUAGACCAUUGGCCCCUGCGACAGACCCAGUGUCUUCAUCAGAAGGAAACCCCUCCGGCCGUAAGCGCAAACGGGGUAAUCCAAAUGUGGACCCAGCUAUCACAGGAAAUCCGACAUUCGUGACCAACGAUGGCAAUGGUGGCGACCACGGGUCAGCAAACGCAGGUGGAAUAGCCAUCAGAGACCUUCCACCCCAGCAGGCCAUUUCCAAUGCACGAGCGGCUGGAGUGCAUUCUGCUGUCGCACUCUUUCGACAGCCUUCAGCAACGAGUAAAAAGUAUACCCGCCCUCCAAUGUCGAAACUUUUCGCAUCGUUGGAACUGUCCCCUGAAAAUUUUCUCCACCUGCAAGCCGCUGCUAAAGCUUACAUGCUCGACGAUAACCACCCUGAACGGCGCGAUUGCGUUGGCCAGCGUGGCAAAGGAGAUACAGAAAUGGUAAGGCUGAGACUUUGGAACUGUGUUAGCGAGUUUCUGGACAAGGAAGGGAACGGGUCACGAUUUUUCGGAGAAAAUGUUACCAGUGAGGGCAUGGGGCCCCGCCAAAUGAUUUGGCCGCGAGACGACCAAAAGAUAAUAUCUUUAAUGAUGCCCCUCCUUAGACGGAUGGUAACAAAUGAACGCCAGCGCCAAUACGCAAUUGAGACGAGAAAAGGCGGUGGUUCGGAGGACAAAAAGCGAAAGCAAGGAGAGCACGGAGCGCCAAGUACAACGCCCUCUGCACACCCAGUUCAAUUCGAACAGUCGCCCGACACUGGCAUUGGGAUGCUUGACCUUCUAGCUAGUGGAUAUCCCUCAGAUUGGGAGUCAAUCACACAUUCCUACAACUCUUACAAUCAAGAUUACCAGUUAGAUAACCUUGGUGUUAUAUCUGGACUCCCUCAGCCAGAUUGGCUGGGGCUUGUGGCUGCUGUUGAUUGCCAUUACCAGAUUGAUCAUCAUGGAAACGGCGCAGAGUGCGAUCGGGCUUGCCAAGAUGACAUGGUCAACCACAUUGUAUCAGCAGACAGCGUUUCACACGCAAACUGGCGAAUUGGUGGACAAGGUGAUAACCUUGCGGCACGGACUUAUUUUGCGUCUGGGAUAACUCGGGAUGUAUCAGACAUCAUCAAAGGGAGUCUUACCAAUCGCUCCCACCAUGACCCGAAGCUGACGCCUUCGGCGACAUUUUCAGAGCGAACUUCCGAACCUUUCUCUCAGGCACAGCCGGGAUUAACCACACUCGCACCAGCCGCCCAUUCUAUCCAGGCUCCAAAGCAAGGUGAAAUGAAAAUCUCGAGUUCAGUGAAGCUUCUAAUUAACAUUGUGCAAAAUGGGGACGAUAAACGUGUGCUGCCUCGCCUCGAGCUCCCAUGCAAUCCCAAUGCUGGAUUCUCAAUGCUUUUAAAAAAUGUACAGCAAUAUUACCAGCAGCAUCAACAGUCUCUCGCUCCUCAAAUGCUGCCCAAUCUCCAUGUAAAAGUGUGGCUUAAAGACGGCUUGACUCCUGUCACAAACGAUGAGGAAUGGAUUGCUUCUUUGAUGGCGGCGCAUAUGGUGGAUUGGAUGGACGGGGAGCUGCGGAUCAUCAUUGAUGCAGGUGGCGGCAACGUUUAA